UAUGCGUUCAUAUUCUAAGGCUAUUUUUUUAUUUUUAUUCUACGGACUCAAUCGCUUGUUACAUGUGUCAUUUCGACCUGCACAAUAUACACACAUAUACAUGGAUAUUCCUCUGUCUACCUAGCAGUGCUUCUUGUUGGGUACAAUUUACGGGAGUAAUCGAUUUGAUUCGUACACCAUGCCGAACUGGGCCGAAACGUCAACUUCGUACAAAAUCGGAAUAUUUGGAGUGUUUUUAAGUGUUUUACUGUUUGUUAUCGGAUUCGCAACUCCAGUUUGGCUAUCCACCGAUGACAACGCGUACGGUCUGUGGCAGACAUGCUCGAGGUCACUGGAUUCCUGUCAGCCAACCCAGUUUGGUGAUAUAGUUUCUUUCGACGCUAUGCGGGUGAUUCAGAUUUUAGCGUUUAUAUUCCUGGGAAUAGGCGUCAUCGUGGCUGUCACUGUUAACACGUGCUCGCCGGAAAACGGCACCUCUGGUGUGGUUGGUACAGUUAUAACAGGAGGCAUCCUGGGGUGUGUUGGCGACGCUUUGUACGGUGUCGGCGGCGCCUAUCUGAUGUCGACGUUUGGUUCGGCAGCAAUCGGCUUGUCGUGGUCCUUCGCACUCAACACCAUGGGCUCCAUGAUGUCCAUCAUAGCUGUAAUAAUCGUCGCCGCCUCCAUGAAGAGUGCAGGAACCAGAGGCCACAUCGUGCACCCCUUGACGGGACAGCAGCAGCAGGGGCCGUUUGUGUACCACAGCGGCGUCGCGCCUCCGGUACCUGGUCAGACGAUGGUGUACUACAACACACAGCAGAAUACAGCAACGGUUGGUAAUCAGCCGCCUGGUGUGGUACUGGCGCCAGGACAACUACAGCAGCAGCAACAGCAGCAGCAACAGCAGCAGCAGCCACCACCGGGAUACUGGCAGGUACAAGCGCCCCUGGAGGUUACUCACAGCAGCCGUCAACAGCCUUCGGCCCCCCCUCGAUCUGAACAAACAACUACAUUGACCGAAUAGGGGUUAAAUUCAGUGUGGAGAGGUGUAAAUUGGUUCCCAUAAGGUCUGUAACUCGCCACAGAUCGUUGCACACAUCUGAACACCAUAAUUGGAUGUCAUGUUCUCAUACAUGACAACUUUCUCGAUCUGUCAUAUAUCCACCGUGCCCUAUCUAUGACUAUGUUCCCAUUAAAAAAAACCUGUCUGAGACAGUCUACAACAUACUGCAACAGUCUGCGACGAUCUGCAACAGUAAAUAAAAAUCUGCGACGAUCUGCAACAGUAAAUAAAAAUCUGCGACGAUCUGCAAGAAGUAAAUAACAAUCUGCGACGAUCUACAAGAAGUAAAUAACAAUCUGCGACGAUCUGCAAGAAGUAAAUAACAAUCUGCGACGAUCUGCAAGACGUAAAUAACAAUCUGCGUCGAUCUACAAGAAGUAAAUAUCAAUCUGCGACGAUCUGCAAGAAGUAAAUAUCAAUCUGCGACGAUCUGCAAGAAGUAAAUAACAAUCUGCGACGAUCUACAAGAAGUAAAUAUCAAGCUGCGACGAUCUACAAGAAGUAAAUAACAAUCUGCGACGAUCUGCAAGACGUAAAUAACAAUCUGCGACGAUCUACAAGAAGUAAAUAUCAAUCUGCGACGAUCUGCAAGAAUUAAAUAUCAAUCUGCGACGAUCUGCAAGAAGUAAAUAACAAUCUGCGACGAUAUACAAGAAGUAAAUAACAAUCUGCGACGAUCUACAAGAACCAAAUAACAAUCUGCGACGAUCUUCAACAGAAAAUAACAAUCUGCGACGAUCUGCAACGGUAAAUAACAAUCUGUGAUGAUCUGCAACAGUCUGCGACGAUUUGUGACAUAUUACAUGAAUAUGGGAACCAUACUGUAAAAAUGUAGACACUCUUCAAAUUAUUAUCUCUGGAAAUAGUGCCUACUAUUAUUACUAAUAAUAUUAUUACUAUGGAGAUCAUGGAAGAAGAGAACACCAGGAAAUUAGGAUGCGAUAACUUGUUGAGUGGCUUAAACAACGCAAUGGUUACCAAAGCGUGUGUGUUCGUUCGUGUGUGCCUAGAUGUAGGCUUCGUUUAUUGCUGAACGUACUGAUUGAGUUCAAUUACGGACGUACGGACAGAGUUAAUAGCAAUAUACAUAUUUAUCAUGGUGAAUUUUAUUUUUAUUUACAGUUGAAUAACAGUCAGUUUAUUAAGUAUAAUUUUAUUAGUUAUUGAGGGGCCUAUAUAUUGUGUGUCCGUCUCUCUAUCUGUCUGUCCGUCCGUCCGUCCUUCCGUCCGUCUGUCUCUGAUUUACAUAUAGUUUUCUUGACUUUUUUUUACAGUGACUCAAAUUACUGAGCUGAAAUUUUGUAUAUACAGCUUUAUCAUAUUUAAGUUUGAUUUUCAUAAUGUUGGCCAUUUGUUUUGACAGAGUUAUAGCCCUUGAACUUAAGAAACAUUUAUUGCUUUAGCAAUACUUUCAGAAUGCCUGUUUUUCUUAUCUCUAAUUUAUGAGUCCACGAAUUAUUAUUACAUUAUUUAUGAAGCAUCGAAUUUAUGAAUUCCAUAAAACUUAUCUAAUGACCGAAACCAUCAUAACUAUAUGCCUAAGAAAAUAAAGGCUAAAACCCACACUGUAUAGGUUUCGAUCCCAUCACCUACCAGACUUAAAUCCGGUGAAUUAAUGAAUAGUCAUACUUGAAGAACAAAUUUUAUUUAUUAAAACUCUGGGCGGGACGUAGUCUCGUGGUAAAUCGCUCGCUUGAUACGCGGUCGGUUUGGGAUCGAUCCCUGUCGGUGGGCCCAUUGGGCUAUUUCUCGUUCCAG
Molecule: messenger RNA, 2800 nt
Organism: Gigantopelta aegis
Lineage: Eukaryota; Metazoa; Mollusca; Gastropoda; Neomphalida; Peltospiridae
Exons: 3
Coding region: 179-1003 (274 amino acids)
Source: RefSeq, a predicted model, not a curated record